GCAGCAGUGUUCGUGUCUGUGACUCUUUGGUUCUUUUGUUGUUUUGUGACGGAGUUUGUUUUAGAAAAAGUUGGUGUCGUUGUGUGAAAAUGUCUAAAGUCCAAAUGCUGAGAGCGUUGGUGAAGCAGCGACUAACUGCCGCCGUUGAUGAGAUAUUUGGGCUGUUUGAAAGAACCAUAGCAGAGUACGAGGAGGAACUUUGUCGUUCCAAAGAGGAGAACGAUCGACAGCGACACCUGCUGGACGCCGUCUUUAACCUUGAGGGUCGCUUACCUGGAGCAGAUGUGCAGCAGGUGUUAGUGGGUAAAGAAGAUCAGAGGUCCAGUCUGGCUCAGGAGGACCCAGAUCCUCCACUCAUCAAAGAAGAACAGGAAGAACGUUGGUCCAGUCAGGAUGGAGAACCGCUUCAAGAUCUGGAUGAAUCUGAUGUCAUCAAGUUCACACUGACUCAUGUCCCUGUGAAAAGUGAAGAUGAUGAGGAGCAACCUCAGUCAUCACAAGCUAAGGAGACGGAGCCUCGAGCCAGCAGUUCAGCACAAUACAUGAAAAUCAAAGCUUUUCAAAAUGACUUUGGAGGACCAGAUGCAGAUGCAAAUUCUGACCAUGACAAUUAUCUGCAACCACUUGCUGAGGAGAUGGCAUCAGACUCAUCUGAACUUGAUAGUGAGCACAGUGAUAGAUGGAAGGGAAUAUGCGAACCUCAGCCAACUUUCAAGUCCUUAGUCCAUCUCAGUCAGAGCAGAUGUAAAAAGAGAGAUAAACCAUUUUGCUGUGCUGAGUGUGGAAAAACAUUUGAAUACAAGUCCUAUCUCAAGUCACACAUGAGGACCCACACAGGAGAGAAACCAUUUAGUUGUUCAGUUUGUGGUAAACUCUUCACUCAUGUGUCGACGUUAACCAAACACAUGAGAUGUCAUACGGGAGAGAGACCGUACAGCUGCUCCGUCUGCAACAAAUGCUUCAGGCAGAGUGGACAGGUGGUGGCACACAUGAGAAUCCACACAGGAGAGAGACCGUAUGUUUGUUCUGUUUGCAACAAAAGCUUUAAAAAGAAAACAGCCCUGACGUACCACAUGACCGUCCACACUGGAGCCAAACAGUUCACCUGCAGCAUCUGUGGCAAAAGUUACAGCAGAAAGUCCAUUUUGAAAAAGCAUAAAUGUGUUGAUGUUGCAGACGCUGAUGUCACCACUGAUGUCACAGCUGACGUCACUCUGUAAGCUUGCUUUCUCGGUUAGCACUUUUCUGCUGUGCUCACAUCUACAUACUAAUCAUAAACGACAUGUACUGGUCUCAAACCGUGGGCCAUGGAGGGUCAAUGGUUCCAAACUGUCACAUUACCAGCUGAGAUCACUGCAGAACUCUGAUCACCUGGUGGAGCCUUUGUUGUUUUACACUUGCUGAUGGCGGACGGCGAUGUGCACCAUCAUGUAAGAAUAAUUCUAUGGGUAUGGCACAAGAGAACAGAGUGUAUCCUCAGCCUUGAGCUGCGCGCUGCUGACCCUUUGUGCUGCUCGGUUUAAGACCACUGCUGUAUAUAGACUUGAAAAUCAAACCCACGUUCACUCCUGCUGUGGGGCUACGGUUAAAUGUUUGUGUGCCUUCUGUCAGUAAGUGUAGACGUGCACUGUCUUUCGUCCUCCCAUUCUGCAGAUGGAUCAAGUGUCAUAUGCUGCAAGCCCCUUAUCAUGUGUUGAUAUGGAAGGCAACUCGGGCCAAACUAACUAAACGAUCUGAUUGAUUUCUGUUUGGGCUUAAAAGUGAAUAACUGAAAGAAUGAACUGUUACAUUGAAGGAAAACAUUUUAGCAGUAGGAGUGCAGGAUUAUUUGGAGAAGAACUGCAACGUUAUUGCGUAGUUCGCAGAUCCUGGACUGAGUCACUCUUAUUAUAGUCAGCAGCAUGUUUCUCAAGAGCACCAUGGAGGGCAGUUCCCUUAACCGAAUGUCUACACCACACUUGGCUUCAGUCAUCAGGAGACAACUAUUAAAUGAAGCAGGACCUUUUCUCUCUGUCGGCGGUACAAACAACAGGCGUAUACAAACUGAAGGGCCCGGACAGACUGAGGGAAGGCCUGAGGCGGGUGCUGCAUGCUGCAGUCUGCAUUUGAAAGUGACCAAGUCACGGGGUCAGGCCCACUGACACCAUGGACGUCCCCUGCCUGUGGUGCUGACGCCUGUGUGGACUUCUUAUCUUCUUUAUAUUAUGUUGUUUGAUUUUCUAUUUUCUGUUUCUUCAGCUUUGUAAAACUUUGUC
This is a messenger RNA of Thalassophryne amazonica, 2255 nucleotides long. Its product is annotated as gastrula zinc finger protein XlCGF48.2-like. Lineage: Eukaryota; Metazoa; Chordata; Actinopteri; Batrachoidiformes; Batrachoididae. Gene Ontology annotation, biological process: regulation of transcription by RNA polymerase II. Bases 90 to 1220 code for a protein of 376 amino acids. The record is from RefSeq and is a predicted model, not a curated record. The transcript is spliced from 2 exons. Gene Ontology annotation, molecular function: RNA polymerase II cis-regulatory region sequence-specific DNA binding; DNA-binding transcription factor activity.